Messenger RNA from Trypanosoma cruzi, 851 nucleotides. RefSeq names its product elongation factor 1-alpha (EF-1-alpha), putative. The record is from RefSeq and is a predicted model, not a curated record. NCBI's taxonomy places the organism in Eukaryota, Euglenozoa, Kinetoplastea, Trypanosomatida, Trypanosomatidae. The annotation marks the transcript as partial. Gene Ontology annotation, molecular function: GTP binding. The transcript has a single exon.
ACGAUGAGAUUGUGAAGGAGGUGUCGGCGUACCUGAAGAAGGUUGGGUACAACGUGGAGAAGGUGCGCUUCAUCCCCAUCUCCGGCUGGCAGGGCGACAACAUGAUUGACAAGUCGGAAAAUAUGCCGUGGUACAAGGGCCCCACGCUGCUGGAGGCACUCGACAUGCUGGAGCCCCCGGUGCGCCCCAGCGACAAGCCGCUGCGCCUGCCGCUGCAGGACGUGUACAAGAUCGGCGGUAUCGGCACCGUGCCGGUCGGUCGCGUGGAGACGGGCACGAUGAAGCCCGGCGACGUGGUGACGUUUGCGCCCGCCAACGUGACGACGGAGGUGAAGUCGAUUGAGAUGCACCACGAGCAGCUGGUCGAGGCCACGCCCGGCGACAACGUCGGCUUCAACGUGAAGAACGUGUCCGUGAAGGACAUCCGCCGUGGCAACGUGUGCGGCAACUCGAAGAACGACCCCCCAAAGGAGGCGGCCGACUUCACGGCGCAGGUGAUCAUCCUGAACCACCCCGGCCAGAUCGGCAACGGCUAUGCGCCGGUGCUCGACUGCCACACCUGCCACAUCGCGUGCAAGUUCGCCGAGAUCGAGUCCAAGAUCGACCGCCGCUCCGGCAAGGAGCUUGAGAAGAACCCCAAGUCGAUCAAGUCCGGUGACGCCGCCAUGGUGCGCAUGGUGCCGCAGAAGCCCAUGUGCGUGGAGGUGUUCAACGACUACGCUCCUCUUGGCCGCUUUGCCGUGCGUGACAUGCGCCAGACGGUCGCCGUCGGCAUCAUCAAGGCGGUGACGAAGAAGGAGGGCGGUGCCGGCAAAGUCACCAAGGCCGCCGCAAAGGCCUCCAAGAAGUGA